GUGUGUGGGUGAGCGGCCUCGUGGUGGGGGAGGUGUGCCAGCAGCCUUCCCACUGGGCCUCCGUCCGCACCCUGCACCAAUGGCUCCAGAGUGAAGGGGUGUGUGGCAUCUACGGCAUUGACACCCGAGCGCUGACUAAGAAGAUUCGGGAACAUGGCUCACUGCUUGGCAAGAUCGUGGUGGAUGAAAGCAACGACCCGGAUUUUUAUGACCCCAACAAGGUCAAUCUGGUCGACCAGGGUGUCCAUCAAGGAGCCCCGAGUGUACAACCCUGAUGGGGAGGUGAAGGUGGUGGUGGUGGACUUUGGGCUGAAGUACAACCAGCUGCGGUGCCUGCUGAGGAGACGCAUGAGUGUGACGGUGGUGCCCUGGGACCAUCCCCUUGAUCCCACACAGUACGACGGGCUCUUCCUCAGCAACGGCCCAGGUGACCCCCAGAUGUGCAGCACUGCCGUGGAACACAUCCGCACGGUGAUGGCAGCCAGCACUACCAAGCCCAUCUUUGGCAUCUGUCUCGGCCACCAGCUGCUGUGUGUGGCUGCUGGCUGUACCACCUACAAGAUGAAGUAUGGUAACCGUGGCCACAACCAGCCCUGCAUGCACGAAGGGUCGCGCCGCUGCUUCAUCACCUCCCAGAACCAUGGUUACGCAGUGGACGCAGCCUCCAUCCCCUCAGAAUGGGUGCCACUCUUCACCAACAAGAACGACAACUCCAAUGAAGGCAUUGCGCACCGCUCCCUGCCCUUCUUCAGCGUGCAGUUCCACCCCGAGCACUGUGCUGGCCCAGAGGACAUGGAGAGCCUGUUUGAUGUGUUCCUGGAGGCGGUGAAGCAGGCCAGCCAUGGUGUGACGAAGGAGGCCUGGGAUCUGCCAGCCACCCUCACCUCACACAUCAGCUAUAAGCCGCUGCCAGAGGUGCCUCAGGCUGAGACAGGGAAACUCCCCAAGAAGAUCCUCAUUCUGGGCUCAGGUGGCCUUUCCAUUGGUCAGGCAGGCGAGUUUGACUAUUCUGGUUCCCAGGCUAUCAAGGCCAUGAAGGAGGAGGGUGUGGAGUCAGUACUGAUGAACCCAAACAUUGCCACAGUGCAGACGAGUAAAGGCCUGGCAGACAAGGUGUACUUUCUGCCUAUCACUCCCUCUUAUGUGGAGCAGGUCAUCAAGUCGGAGCGUCCUGAUGGCGUCCUACUCACUUUUGGGGGUCAGACGGCCCUUAACUGUGGCGUGGAGCUGGAGCGGGCUGGUGUGUGGUCUAAGUAUGGGGUACGGGUGCUGGGGACUCCCGUGGCCUCCAUUGUGCAGAGUGAGGACCGUAGGAUGUUUGCUGAGGUGGUGGCGUCUGUUGGGGAGCGAGUGGCCCCUUCUGCUGCUGUGUAUUCUGUGGAGGAGGCACACGAGGCAGCCGAGAGGAUUGGCUACCCGGUGCUGGCCAGGGCUGCCUACGCACUGGGUGGUCUUGGCUCAGGUUUUGCUGACAACCCUCAGGAGCUGGCAAAGCUGGCCACCUCUGCCUUUGCUCACUCCCCACAGCUCAUCAUUGACAAGUCUCUGAAGGGGUGGAAGGAAGUGGAAUAUGAAGUGGUGCGAGAUGCAUAUGACAACUGUAUCACGGUGUGCAACAUGGAGAACAUUGAUCCUCUUGGCAUUCACACUGGGGAGAGCCUUGUGGUGGCCCCCUCACAGACACUCACCAACAGGGAAUACCAGGUCCUGCGUUCCACUGCCCUGUCUGUGGUGAGGCGGCUUGGUGUGGUGGGUGAGUGCAACAUACAGUAUGCCCUCAACCCAAACUCAGAAGAAUAUUACAUCAUUGAGGUCAAUGCCAGGCUGUCCAGGUCCUCGGCUCUUGCAUCCAAGGCCACUGGGUAUCCACUAGCAUAUGUGGCGGCCAAGCUUGCUCUAGGAAGGGCACUGCCAGACCUCACCAACUCAGUCACUGCCUCCACCACCGCCUGCUUUGAGCCCUCCCUUGACUACUGUGUGGUGAAGGUGCCUCGCUGGGACCUCUCCAAGUUCAGCCGUGUAUCUACCAAGAUUGGCAGCUCCAUGAAGAGUGUUGGAGAGGUGAUGGGCAUUGGUCGGUCCUUCGAGGAGGCUCUGCAGAAGGCACUGAGGAUGGUGGACGAGACACUGUCAGGCUUUGAUCCCUAUGUCAGUGAGGCAGAUGAAAAGGAGCUGACAGAGCCGACAGACAAGCGGAUCCUGGUGUUGGCAGCCGCACUCAGGAAAGGCUGGGACAUCGACAAGCUCUACACCCUCACCAGGAUAGACAAGUGGUUCCUGUACAAGAUGAAGAACAUCACCAACAUGUAUGAGCAUCUGGAGAGCCUGGCUGAGGAGGAGGAGCUGCCUGAAGAUGUGCUGCGGGAGGCAAAGAAACUUGGGUUUUCGGACAAGCAGAUUGGAGGAGCGGCUGAGGGCACGGAGCAGGCUGUGCGUGACCUGAGGGAGAAACAUGGAAUCUUGCCGUUCGUGAAGCAGGUGGACACAGUGUCAGCUGAGUGGCCAGCUGCCACUAACUACCUCUACCUGACCUACUGUGGCUCCUCCCAUGACCUCACCUUCCCGCCUGGGGCCACCAUGGUGCUGGGGUCAGGAGUGUACCGCAUCGGGUCGUCAGUGGAGUUUGACUGGUGUGCAGUGCAGUGCAUUCGAACCCUCCGCAAGCUGGGCCACCGUACCAUCAUGAUUAACUACAACCCUGAGACUGUAUCCACUGACUAUGACAUGUGCGACCGACUCUACUUUGACGAGAUCUCCUUUGAGGUUGUAAUGGACAUCUACAACCUUGAGAACCCCCUUGGUGUGAUCCUGAGCAUGGGGGGGCAGCUGCCAAACAACAUAGCCAUGGACCUGCACCACCAGAACGCCCACAUCCUUGGCACAUCCCCAGAGUCCAUCGACGGUGCUGAGAACAGAUUCAAGUUCUCGCGCAUGCUGGACAAAAUUGGAAUCUCCCAACCACAGUGGAAGGAACUCACUAACCUAAAGUCAGCCCAGGCGUUCUGCGAGGAGGUGGGAUUCCCCUGCCUGGUGCGUCCGUCCUAUGUGCUCUCUGGUGCAGCUAUGAAUGUGGCACACUCCCACCAAGACCUGGAGACAUACCUCAACCAGGCUGCUGCUGUGUCCAAAGAGCAUCCUGUGGUCAUCUCCAAGUUCAUUCUAGAGGCGAAGGAGAUAGACGUGGAUGCGGUGGCAAGUGACGGAGCGCUGGUGUGCAUGGCGGUGAGUGAGCACGUGGAGAAUGCCGGCGUGCACUCAGGUGAUGCCACGCUGGUUACGCCACCGCAGGACCUCAACUCAGAGACGCUGGCCAAGAUCACCUCUAUUGUGGCAGCCAUUGCCCGGGCCCUGGAGGUGAAUGGCCCCUUCAACAUGCAGCUCAUUGCCAAGGACAACCAUCUGAAGGUGAUAGAAACAAACCUGAGGGUGUCACGGUCCUUCCCCUUCGUGAGCAAGACACUGGACUUUGACUUUGUUGCCUGUGCCACCCGGGUCAUCGUUGGGGAGGAGGUGCUGCCCUCUAACGUCCUGAGGGGCUGUGGACGAGUGGGAGUCAAGGUGCCACAGUUUAGCUUCUCACGGCUGGCAGGAGCUGACGUGAUGCUGGGGGUGGAGAUGGCUUCAACAGGAGAGGUGGCUUGCUUUGGGGAGAACCGCUAUGAGGCGUAUCUCAAGUCCAUGAUCUCCACUGGCUUUGUUAUCCCUCAGAGGUCCAUCCUGCUCUCCAUUGGCAGCUAUAAGCACAAGAAUGAGUUGCUGCCGGCAGUGAGGACGCUGGCACAGAUGGGUUACAAGCUCUAUGCAUCACUCGGCACUGCUGACUUCUACUCCACUCACGGCAUUCAGGUGGAACCAGUGGAGUGGGCUUAUGAGAACAUCGCAGAGACAGCAACUAAGGGCCAGCUCUCCUCAAUGGCCGAUUACUUAGCUAGAAAGGGACUCAUCUACAGCAUAAGGGAGUUUGACUUGGUGAUCAACUUGCCAAUGAGAGGCGGUGGUGCCAGGCGCGUCUCCUCCUUCCUCACUCAGGGUUACAGGACCCGCAGGAUGGCUGUUGACUUCUCAGUCCCCCUGGUCACUGAUGUCAAGUGUGCCAAGCUGCUGGUUGAGGCUCUGAGAAUGAUUGGGGGAGCACCAGACCUCAAGACUCAUGUGGAUUGUGUCACCUCCAGAAGGAUUGUGAAGCUGCCUGGCCUGAUUGAUGUGCACGUGCAUGUGAGGGAACCAGGAGCAACCCACAAGGAGGACUGGGCAUCAUGCACUGCGGCAGCGCUGGCGGGCGGUGUCACCCUGAUCUGUGCCAUGCCCAACACUCAACCUCCCACCGUCGACCUUGAUGCACUCACGCUUACUAAGGAGCUGGCAAAUCGUGGAUCUCGCUGUGAUUUUGCUGUGUUCCUUGGUGCCUCGACCAACAACCAUGCCACUGUCGCAGAGUUAGCUCCUCGUGCUGCUGCUCUCAAGAUGUACCUCAACCAGACUUUCACCACUUUGCGUCUGCAUGAUACCACCGUUUGGCUCAAGCAUCUAGAGUCCUGGCCUGCCCACCUGCCCGUGUGUGUGCAUGCCGAGGGGCAGACCACGGCUGCAGCACUCAUGAUGGCACACCUGGCUGGCCGACCCAUCCACGUGUGUCAUGUGGCCCUGAAGGAGGAGGUGCUGCUCAUCCGCUCUGCCAAGGAAAAGGGCAUGGCAGUAACAUGUGAGGUGUGUCCGCAUCACCUGUUCCUCACCUCCGAAGACCUGGAUCACCUGGGACUGAAAGGGGAGGUGCGGCCCAAACUCGCCUCACCUGCAGACCAACAGGCACUCUGGGACAACCUGGACAUCAUUGACUGCUUUGCCACAGACCACGACAACUCGGAUGAACUCCUGUGUGGGGAAGCAGCGCCCCACACCAUAGAGGAGAAGAAGUCCAUGCAGCCUCCCCCAGGCUUCCCAGGCCUGGAAACAAUGCUGCCAUUGCUGCUUACGGCUGUCACGCAGGGCAAGCUGUCCAUGGAGGACCUGGUCAACAAGCUGCAUCACAACCCUCGCCGCAUCUUCCACCUACCGCGCCAGCCUCGCACAUACAUCGAGGUGGACCUUGAUGCCCAGUGGACCAUUCCUGAGGCACCACCCUUCAGUAAGGCACAGUGGACGCCCUUUGCCGGCAGGAAGGUCACGGGCAGGGUGCAGAGGGUGGUGCUGAGGGGAGAGGUGGCCUACGUGGAUGGACAGGUGUUGGUGCCUCCCGGGUUUGGGGAGGAUGUGAGGGAGACCCAGCCCCUGUCCCCACUACCCACCCCAGGACAGGUGGCAGCCCCGCCCGCCUUCCCCACACAACCACAGUAUUCUGCUCCCACCAACAUCAACCUUCCACAGCCUGCUCAUGCAGGUUUUGGCAGCACCAAGAUGUUGCUGAGCAGUGAGUUCCACACACCUGCUGAGAUCAUCAUCCCCCAGUCGUCCGUGACAACCCCCCAGCUGCUGUCACCUGCACGCAAGCCACCACAGCUGCUACACCGCUCCCAGGAAAUAUAUGGGGAGGUGUUGCCAGAGGUGGCUGUAGCAGAGGGUGUGACUGAGUGGAAGGAGACCACCCCAUCCCGCUCCCGACCCCGAGACCACUCACCUCUCCCGGCUGCUGGCGUCCUCUCCACCCAAGCUACUCAUGGACUCCAGGGGCAACACUUCCUCAGUGUGGAGAACCUGAACAAGGAUCAGCUGAACCAUAUCUUUGACCUGGCUCAGACCUUCCGUGUGUGCAUCAACAAGGAGCGACCACUUGACCAUGUGCUCAAGACUGGAAUGGAGAAACUGCUGGAGGGGAAACUGAUGGCACUCAUGUUCUAUGAGGUGUCGACGCGCACCAACUGCUCCUUCCAGGCUGCCGUGCAGCGCCUGGGCGGCCGCACUGUCACGCUGGAUUCCAACACGUCCUCCGUCAAGAAGGGAGAGAGUCUGGAGGACUCAGUCAUCAUGAUGUCAGGAUACUCCGAUGUGGUUGUCAUCCGUCAUCCAGAGCCGGGAGCUGUGGCUCGUGCAGCUGCUGUGAGUCGCCGGCCAGUGAUCAACGCCGGGGACGGGGUUGGGGAACACCCAACUCAGGCACUGCUGGAUGCAUUUGCCAUCAGGGAGGAGAUUGGCACCGUGAAUGGACUGGUGAUCACUAUGGUGGGUGACCUGAAGCACGGCCGCACCGUGCACUCCCUGGCUCGCCUCCUCACCCUCUACAACGUACAGCUGCGCUAUGUGUCCCCACCCGGCCUGGGUAUGCCAGACCACAUCAUGCAGUAUGCCACAGCCCACGGCAUCCACCAGGAGGAGUUCAGCAGCCUGGAGGCAGCGCUGCCAGACACUGAUGUCCUGUACAUGACUCGCAUCCAGAAGGAGAGAUUUGGCACCCUUGAGGACUAUGAGAGGGCCUGCGGUCACUUCAUUGUCACGCCGCACCUCAUGACCCGAGCCAAGCGGCGCAUGAUAGUGCUCCACCCGCUGCCCCGCAAUCAAGAGAUCUCCCCAGAGUUUGACACAGACCCACGAGCCGCUUACUUCAGGCAGGCAGAGGGCGGCAUGUACGUGAGAAUGGCCCUGCUGGCAAUGGUGCUCGGCAAGUGUUGAGGUCACAACUGCUGCCACUGUUGUUGCUGCUGCUGCCUCGGCUUUGCAGUCGUGGUGAGAUCAGUAUGGGAGUGCAACACGUCUUUCACAUUCAGGCUAGUGGUGUGUGGCAACUUAAGCAGAUGUUCUAUAUCCAGAAGAAGUUAAGAAUCUGUUCUUAUUACAUGUUUAGAGUGGUGAAUUACUGAAAUGCCAUAAAUAUGAGGGUGCUGGUAGGUAGACUCCUAAUGUCAUGACCAUGGGUAUUUGCUUUGGGAAAUAAUGGGCUUGGUAUUACAGCAUAUUCAGACAAUAAAAGAUACAUCAUGAAUGUGACUCUAGGUUGCAGUAUUUACAAAGUUUAAAAAAUCUUCAUGAAAAUUAAAUCAUAACAUUAUUGAACAAAUUCCUACACCUAACAAAAGUGAAGUAUGCAACUGCAAAUAUUACUAACCAGUCAGUCCACAGACAAGCCAAUGGCAACAUGUGAUCCUUGGGAGCAGUUACAUAGAUGCAUGAAGUGCUAAUGUAACUCACUGUCAUUGUGCCAAAUUUAAUCACAUUCCUGAAUGCAAAACAGUCCAGCCAAUCUGUCUUUAGUUUAGAGGUUUCUUCAUCAGUAACUUAACACAUUCCUACAAAACAGUUUAGUGCAUGACAGUACCUCAUCCUAAUAGUACAUAGGUUGUUUCACUUACAUUAGAGUAUAUAUCAUUAGCAACAAGCCUCUCAUCAAUCCAUACAUUGUGCUAUGUGCCUCCUGUUAGCUGGAACCAGAAUGUUGUUGUUAUCUUAUCAUCAAGUUACACAUCAUCCAGUCAUGUUCUCUACAAACAGCCAUUGUACUUAAGCCCGAUAAUCAAAAGCCACACCUGGCCUGCAGCAGGAGGGAGGGAGGCUGACACAUGACACACACGUGCCUUGACCACCAACGCACUGCUGUGCUUGAUAAAGGGUGAGGGAAAAGUAACCAUCGGAAAAUCCUAACAUUUUUAGAUAAUACUGUAUCUGGAGUGCCAAAUAAAUCCUGUAAUUUGU
This is a messenger RNA of Scylla paramamosain (green mud crab), 7620 nucleotides long. It is a transcript of the gene rudimentary, whose product is annotated as multifunctional protein CAD-like. Gene Ontology annotation, cellular component: cytoplasm; cytosol. Bases 154 to 6603 code for a protein of 2149 amino acids. The transcript is spliced from 46 exons. The record is from RefSeq and is a predicted model, not a curated record. Gene Ontology annotation, biological process: UTP biosynthetic process; L-citrulline biosynthetic process; L-glutamine metabolic process. Gene Ontology annotation, molecular function: carbamoyl-phosphate synthase (glutamine-hydrolyzing) activity; amino acid binding; metal ion binding. Lineage: Eukaryota; Metazoa; Arthropoda; Malacostraca; Decapoda; Portunidae.